Molecule: messenger RNA, 1338 nt
Organism: Candidula unifasciata
Lineage: Eukaryota; Metazoa; Mollusca; Gastropoda; Stylommatophora; Geomitridae
Source: the annotation of a GenBank genome assembly
AUGGGUUCAAAUUGCAGGUUGCUAAAUCCCACCUUCGCCAUUUUCGACGGCGAAGUCAGAAGCGACGGAAGUAUGGAUCGCUUGCGAACUGCGCCUUUCGCACUUUCAGCCGAGUCCCUUGGUGGAGCUGUGAUCGUGAACUCGUCCGCCCUGCACGUACACGAUAACAACACUUCGGAACUGCCUCGGUCACUCGAUGACUACUUCCCAUCGCUCGAGGAUGAUGUGGGUAACAACAACAGUCUACUGUUGAACAACGAGAGUUACACUGAGAUAGCCUCGUUUUAUGAUCUCUUGAUAAACCAUAGCGAUAUUAAGAUGAGAGACGAUAUUCUUCGCUACACAACGCCGGUCAUUAUAGUGAUUGGAAACUUGAGUAACCUAAUGGCGCUGUUUGUGUUACGCCGGAAGAAAUUACGCAAAAACUCUGUGUGUUUUUACAUGUGUGCCUACGCUAUGGCGAAUCUGUUUAUAUUAAACCUGAUGCUUGGAGUUGCCUGGUUUUGUUUUACCUUCAACAAAAUUUACGUUACGAAUUUGACAGACUGGAGUUGUCGAUUGUGGAGUUUUAUCACGAAUGUGGUAACCUACAGUGGGAUUUGGUUUGUGGUGGCUAUGAACAUAGAUCGUCUGCUGUAUACAACGUCUCGAACGAGUUCGAAGCUCCGCUGCUCGGUUUUCUCCGCCAAAGCUGCAGUGUUGGCCAUAAUGACGGGGUUAAUUGUUGUCAGUAUACACGCAAUGUGGACGUUUGAACUCCAACCCCAUGGCUGUUACGUCCCGUUCUACCAAGAAGAUAUUCAUAUUUUAAUAUGGCCAUGGUGGUCGGCAACAGUCUACACGUACCUGCCUUUAUUUCUCAUUAUUGCCAUCACAGUGGUUCAUCUCAUUGUUUUAUGUAUAUACCACGUCCGCAGGGUCGACACCGUCCAGUCUGCAGAUAACACAGACAGUUUUGUUAUAACGGUUAUUGUCGUAUCGGCGUCCUUCUUCAUUCUGGCCAUCCCUGCUACAGUGACCAAUAUACUAGAUAUUCACAUGCCUUCUUCCUGGCUCAGCGUGGACCUCGUCGCUCGCAUGGAGCUCACAAAGAAGAUUACAGAGAUACUUUCUAGCCUCAACCACGUCCUGUUUGGGAUGCAGCUAAUGGUAUGUUCUAGGGAGUUCAGACAAGAACUUGUAGCAUUGCUGAGGAUGAUCUUCUGUUGCAUUGCUUCAAAGAGAAAAUUUAAAGUCUUCGAGAUGAGGCAGGUGUCAAACUGCGAGGAGAACUCUAUCCAUCGGCAGGGAGAUUAUCAGUUGUGUAAUAAUAACGAUGAUACAACCACGACAAUAUAA